AUAGAUAGUUUUUAAAUUUCUAUGUCAGUAAAUUCUUGUUUAUAAAUUUUAAAAGAAAGCGUGGCUUUAUGUUGGGUAAUUAAUAUAUGAUAUAAAUAUUGUUACAUCCCACAAAGAACCUUAAAAGGUUCUGAUCUGAGCAGAAUUAUAUUUAAAUAUAGAUAGUGGACAAAUGAGUUAUACUAAUACCGAUACAUAAGAAAAAUUUAUAGGUUACGAUAGAAUUAUGAGUUAUCGUGGUGAAAAUAAUUAUAGACCUCGGAGAGGAAGAGGGUACAGAGGUUCUAGAGGUUACAGAGGUUCUCGCAGACCCUACGGCUAUGGCGCUCCAGGUGGAAGACAUAGUCAUAGUGAUAACAAAAAUGAUUGGAAAAGCGAUGAGACUCCCGCAGCAGUCCCUAGAGGCUUAACGGAGAAAGAGAUUGGUGUCACAGAAUACGUUAGCGAUCAUAAGGGUUUUAACGGUAUUAUUAAGUCUAGAUUUUCAGACUUCCAAGUGUCGGAAGUGAAUGAAAAUGGUGAGAUAGCAAAGCUGACGGAUCUCUCACCACCAGAGCCUCCGGAGGAUGAAACAGUUUUGGAAGAUGAGGAUUUACUGUUUAAUAAAUACAACCUCGAAAUACUGCCUAUGGAAACAUGGGAUAGGAUAAAUAAACUUGCCAUGAGCAAGGGUCCAGAUUAUGAUACUGUUGAGGUAGACGUCACAGGUAUGUCCAAAGAGGACAGGACAAAGAUACAUGAUGCUGUGAAGAAGGCGUUUGGAGAUGGGAUUGUGGGCAGCACAGUCACUAGGGAUGAGAAGAAAUAUUGUACAUUUGUUAAAUAUAGGAAAGGAGUACGCGUCGAUAACAGAGUGAAGUGGGUGUGGCCGGGCGAAUACGUACGUUUUAUCGUGUAUAAAGAGAACUGCGACACUAUGGAAGCUGCAUCUCGAAUCAUUAAGCAACUUAGAAUGAACGCAAGUCUGAAACCCUCAAAUGUGGGCUAUGCGGGUACGAAAGACCGCAGAGCCAAAACGUCACAGUGGUUUAGUCUACGUAAAGUGGAUCCUAGGAAGAUAGCCGCAGCCUGCAAGGGUUUACACGAUAUUAAAGUCGGCAAUUAUAGUUUUAGCGACGUUCAUUUGAGGUUAGGAAUGCUGCAGGGGAAUAGAUUUCGCAUAUGCCUCCGCAACGUGACGGAGUCGGACGAGGUGAUCGACAACGCGUGCAGGCUGUUGCAAGAGAAUGGCUUCAUCAACUACUACGGGUUGCAGCGGUUCGGCUCGAGGAGCAGUGUGCCCACGCACGUGGUCGGCCUGCACCUGCUGAAGGGGAACUUCGAUGAGGCGAUCCACUGCAUCCUGGAGGAGCGUCCGGGGCCGAUGGCGGGCGCGCUGCGCGCGUUCCACAGCGGCGGCGGCGCGGCGGGCGCGGGCGCGGCGGCGGCGGCGGCGGCGGCGGCGGCGGCGCUGGUGCCGCGGCGCGCGCCGCACUGCACGCCCGAGGCGCGCCUCAUCCACGCGCUGGCGCAGCGCCCGCGCGACCUCCCGCGCGCGCUCGCCGCGGUGCCUCGAAACACACGUCUAUUAUACUUACACUCGUACCAAUCUCUCAUUUGGAACAAAGUCGUAUCCGAAAGGCUAAAGCGCUUCGGAUAUAAGCCUUCGGUCGGGGACUUGGUGCCGCUUGAGGAAAUCGAAGAAGAGACUGUAGAAGAGGACGACUCGAGCACCAUAGACGACAUAGAGCAAGAGGAGCAAGAUAAAACCACAGACAAGAAAGAAGAGAAGAGCGUCCCGAAAAAGAUCCCUCGAGUCAAAGUUUUAACCCAAGAAGAUAUUGAUAGCGGGAAAUACACGAUAUUUGAUAUUGUUCUGCCUCUCCCUGGGCAUAGCGUGGAGUAUCCGCCGAAUGUUAAGGAGAUUUAUGAAGAAUUGCUGACUAAAGAUGGACUGACCCUGGACAUGAAGCAUAAAUUUAAGGAGUACUCGGUGUGCGGCGGCUACCGGGCGGCGCUGGCGCGCGCGCGGGCGCUGAGCUGGCGCACGCUGCGCUACGACGAGCCGCUCGCCGACCUGCAGCUCGCCGACGCCGACGAGCUGGCCGGCCGCCGCCGCACCGCCGAGCUGCCAGAUGGUAAAUACAAAGCGCUCCUGAUAACAAUGACGUUACCGACCAGUGUUUAUGCUACUAUGGCAUUACGGGAACUACUCAGAGUUGAUACUUCUUCCGACACACAAGCCAAACAGAACGACUACCACAAAAAGAAAGAUGCCAAUGAAGAAAAUGUCAAACAAGAAAAUGUAAAUCAAGAAACUGUCAAACAAGAAAAUGUAAGUCAAGAAAAUGUCAAACAAGAAAAUAAUGUCAACGAUGGAGUAGAUAAUAAUGUCAAGAGUGAAAAUGAAAACGGUGUAGAAAAGAGGAAAGGAGAAGAAGAGAGUAAAAAUGGUGAUUGUAAGAAAGCUAAGAUGAAUGAUGAAUAAAUUAAU
Zerene cesonia (dogface butterfly) is the source of this 2473-nucleotide messenger RNA. RefSeq names its product pseudouridylate synthase 7 homolog (gene Pus7). Bases 227 to 2467 code for a protein of 746 amino acids. Gene Ontology annotation, cellular component: nucleus. The record is from RefSeq and is a predicted model, not a curated record. Lineage: Eukaryota; Metazoa; Arthropoda; Insecta; Lepidoptera; Pieridae. The transcript has 11 exons. Gene Ontology annotation, molecular function: RNA binding; pseudouridine synthase activity. Gene Ontology annotation, biological process: pseudouridine synthesis.